CGUAUGCCCCACCAUUUCUGCCUGAGGAUCAGACAGGGCUCUUUGACUGCAUUUCAAUGCACUUUCAUUCCCUACUAAACAAUAAGCAUCUAACAUGGCCUCCUCCUCAUCAAUAGCAUUCCAGGCUGUCCAAGCGUCGCUAGAUACUUCAAUACUCCUACAGCCUCCCCAAAAGUGGACGAACUCUCAUCUGGACGUAGCCAGGGUGAAGGCCACGAAAGACGUGACUACAGAACACAUGCUGGGACACCAAUACGUACCAGUAGACGGUAAUCCAGGAAUGCGUACCUCUCUUUGUGACUAUACAGGGCAUUAACCGUUGAACUCCCAGCUUACGAAAAGGCAGCCGGACUCCUGUGCGCAUUUACAGAGGAAGACAUUCGACAGAGAAAGUAUGAAGACCGGC
This is a messenger RNA of Aspergillus glaucus CBS 516.65, 406 nucleotides long. RefSeq lists its product as uncharacterized. The record is from RefSeq and is a predicted model, not a curated record. Bases 95 to 316 code for a protein of 73 amino acids. The transcript has a single exon. Lineage: Eukaryota; Fungi; Ascomycota; Eurotiomycetes; Eurotiales; Aspergillaceae.